Molecule: messenger RNA, 582 nt
Organism: Myripristis murdjan (pinecone soldierfish)
Lineage: Eukaryota; Metazoa; Chordata; Actinopteri; Holocentriformes; Holocentridae
Gene: nme4
Product: NME/NM23 nucleoside diphosphate kinase 4
Exons: 6
Coding region: 1-582 (193 amino acids)
Biological process (GO): GTP biosynthetic process; CTP biosynthetic process; UTP biosynthetic process
Molecular function (GO): nucleoside diphosphate kinase activity
Source: RefSeq, a predicted model, not a curated record
AUGGUCCAGUUCCUGCUGCUCAUGGAGAGCCUGCGCCAGGAGGCCACGAGAGUCCCGGUGUGUCCCGCUGCGCUGCUGGACCGCCACAGAGCUGCCGGACACAGGACCAAGUCAAGUGUCCCUGAUGUGAGUGAACGCACUCUCAUAGCCGUAAAGCCGGAUGGGGUUCAGCGUCGACUCGUAGGACAAAUCAUCCAGCGCUUUGAGCAACGUGGCUUCAAACUGGUGGGCCUGAAAAUGCUGCAGGUGUCAGAGGAUCUCCUCUCUCAGCAUUACUGCCAGCUGAGGCAGAAGCCCUUCUAUCCCAGCCUGCUGCAGUACAUGACCUCGGGGCCCGUGGUUGUGAUGGUGUGGGAAGGGCUCAAUGUCGUGCAGACGUCCCGUGCCAUGGUGGGACACACGAACCCAGCCGAGGCCCAGGCGGGCACAGUGAGAGGAGAUUUCAGCUUCCAUGUCAGCAGGAAUGUGGUCCAUGCCAGUGACUCGUUGGAGGGGGCUCAGAGGGAGAUCCAGCUGUGGUUUCAGGGAAACGAGCUGCUGAACUGGGUCUGCUGUGACCAGACGAGCACCUAUGAGCUGUGA